Molecule: messenger RNA, 1511 nt
Organism: Bombina bombina (fire-bellied toad)
Lineage: Eukaryota; Metazoa; Chordata; Amphibia; Anura; Bombinatoridae
Gene: FKBP6
Product: FKBP prolyl isomerase family member 6 (inactive)
Exons: 9
Coding region: 65-1048 (327 amino acids)
Molecular function (GO): protein binding; peptidyl-prolyl cis-trans isomerase activity
Source: RefSeq, a predicted model, not a curated record
GGAGCGCUGUGAGACUGCAGUUUGUGAUUAGUGGAGUUCUCUAACCAGUGGAAGAGAAACAGCAAUGGAGAUGCCCAAGUGUCAAGAAAUGGGAAAUGGUAUCAGCAGCCAUACAUCUGUUCUGCCAGCCCCUCAGUCAGCAUAUCAGCAAUUAGCAAAGCAUAUGAAAGAUGUGUCUGGUGAUCGAGGGGUUCUGAAGGAAGUAAUCCGAUCUGGACAUGGAGAGAACGUACCCUGCAAUUCUACAGUCAUUGUGAAGUACUCUGGUUAUCUUGAACAUGCUGACAAACCUUUUGACACUAACUGUUUUCACCGCCACCUGAAGCUGAUGAAGUUGGGUGAAGAUAUCACUCUUGCUGGUAUGGAGAUUGCUUUACUCACAAUGCAGAGGGGAGAAUUGUCACGAUUCCUCUUCUCACCAAGCUAUGCAUAUGGCAAGAUGGGUUGUCCUCCACUUAUCCCGCGCUUAUCCACUGUCCUAUUUGAAAUGGAACUGCUGGACUUCUUAGACACUGCUCAAUCGGAUCAUUUUUGUAACCUUACAAAGGCGCAGCAGGCCACGUUUCCUCUUGACACUGUUCUCAGGAUUGCAAGCACAGAAAGGGAGUUUGGAAAUUACCUUUUCAAGAGAAACAGGUUUUAUGAUGCUAAAGAUAGAUAUAAAAGGGCUUCAUCUGUUCUGUCUCGUCAAACAUCAUCUGAUGAGGAAUUAAAGCAAUUGGAUGCCGCUCGCCUCCUAGUGGCCUUGAAUUUAUCACUCACGUACCUGAGGCUGGAUCAUCCUUCUCGAGCUCUGACGUGGGGGCAGAAGGCCCUUACCAUAGAUAACAAAAACCCUAAAGCACUCUUCCGCUGUGGCCGGGCCUGUUUGGAACUGAGAGAGUACGAGGCCUCGCGUGAUUUCCUGGUUAAAGUUCAGAAGCUGGAACCGUUUAAUCUGGAAAUAAACAGUGAGCUGAAAAGGCUGGAAAGUUGUUAUCAGGAAUACAUGGACAAGCAAAGAGACAUGUGCUGCCGUAUGUUUCUCUCUACAGCCAGAAGACAUUAAUGAUCCACCAUUGGUCCUAACAUUUCAAGAAACACAUUUUGUGACUUAUGGUAGAAGUAUCUUGGCCCAACUUCAUAAAGAUAUGAAACAAUAAUCCUUAAAAUAAAAUGAUUUUGUCUUCCAACAGCUCAUCACACAUUUUUUUCAGUUUACUAUACAUUCUUACAUAAACAUUAUAGGUGAUAGUUUCUCAAUGUUUGAUUUUACAUCAGAGCCGUAGAACCACAUAAUAGCUGAAAAUCCAAGGCUUUCUGUGUCUUCCAAGACGUAAUUGAAAUUUGUGUGGUAUUCUUGUCAAAGUAAUGAUUGUUUUUUUUUUUUAUUUACGUUUAAUGUUUGUGUCCAGUUGUCCAAUACCUUGAAAUCUUAAUGUGAUAAGUUUCUGUUUCUUUGGUUGUAGAGACUGGAAAGUUUUCAACAGUUUGUCGGUUUCUGAUCUUACAAAUAAAAAAUUAAACCACCA